AUGACGGUCGUGACACCCACAGACAUCAAAACCGACAAUAGUGCGAAUGGCACCGCCGCCUUUCUGGGAAGCAUCCGGGCGACUAAAGAUGGCAUCUUUUCUCUCCACAGUACCGGUAUUCAGUACCGCUUUCACGUUUCCGACGGCGAGCUGGUCCACGAUCACUUUGGCGCGCCAGCUCCUGCCCGUCACCAGCCUGUGGACCUCAGUGCCGAUCGCGAGGGAUGGGCCCUUAUGCUGGGCGACGUCUCCCGUGAAUGGCCCGACGCUGGGCGCGGUGACUUUCGUCUCCCGGCCAUUCACGUUCAACAUGCUGCCGGACAUUGUGUGAGCGCGUUCAAGUACGUCGGCCACGAGGUCGUCGCUGGAAAACCCGCUAUCCCUGGUCUUCCCUCUACGUGGGGGUCCGAUCACGAUGUCAGCACUCUUUUGAUUCACAUGGCCGAUACCGAGGCCGACCUCGUGGCACAGUUGCGCUACUCGAUCUUCCCUGCCACCAACGCCAUCACCCGCUCGUUUUCCAUCACGAAUAACAGCCAGCAGACGGUCCAGAUCCAACGCGCGGCAAGCUUCUCGAUCGACCUGCUCGGAACGCAGUGGGAGCUUGUCCAACUCACGGGCGAAUGGGGCCGCGAGAUGCGACAGAGCCGGCACCCCGUACAUCUUGGUGUCCAAGGUUCCACCGGGUACGCUGGCCACCACUUCAAUCCGUUUGUGGCCAUGGUAUCACCCGAGACGACAGAGCACCACGGCCCCGCCUACGGCUUCAGUUUGGUGUGGAGCGGCUCGUUUUCGUUUGAAGUGGAGCAGCAUUCAACAAACCGCGUCCGUGUUCUGGCGGGCCUGAACCCAUUGCACCUGUCAUACCCACUAGCACCUGGCGAGACGUUCCACAGCCCCGAGGGAGUCGCGGUGUAUUCGGCCAACGGACUUGGCGGCAUGUCUCGGCACUUGCACAGGCUGUACCGCGACCACCUGUGUCGGUCGCGUUGGGUACACGAACCCCGCCCGACUCUUAUGAACAUCUGGGAGGGCAUGUAUUUCGACUUUGAGGCCAAGGACGUUUACGCUCGUGCGCAGAGCGCCGCUGGGUUUGGAGUCAAGCUUCUUGUCAUGGACGACGGAUGGUUUGGCGUGCGCUAUCCGCGCGUCAAUGAAGACGCCGGUCUUGGCGACUGGGUACCAAACCCGGCACGCUUUCCCGAGGGUCUCCCCAAACUUAUCGCCGAUGUUACUGCCAUCGACGUCACGACUGAGAGCAACCCCACAAAGCUCAAGUUUGGCCUCUGGAUCGAACCGGAGAUGGUCAACCCUGCGUCCGAGCUGUACGAAGCCCACCCAGACUGGGUCCUCCAUGCGGCCAAUCGACCACGUACCUUGCGCCGCAAGCAGCUCGUGCUAGACCUCAGCAAAGUGCAAGUCCAGGAUCACAUUAUAAGCACCGUGGAAGCGGUACUUUCGUCAGGCGACAUUUCGUACGUCAAGUGGGAUAACAACAGAGCCAUGCACGAGCUGCCAUCGCCUGCAACCGCAUACCGAUACAUCCUCGGCCUUUACCGUGUUCUCGACGUCUUGACCAACAAGUUUCCCGACGUCCUCUUUGAAGGGUGUGCGUCUGGAGGCGGCCGCUUCGACCCAGGUAUGUUCCACUACUGGCCCCAGAACUGGGUGUCCGACGACACGGACGGCCUCGAGCGUCUCUUAUCGCAAUGGGGGUGUACAUUGGCGUAUCCGGCCUCCGCCAUGGGCUGCCAUGUAUCGUCGGGCGACCAUCAAGUCGGCAGAACGACACCGCUCGACUUUCGUGCCACCGUCGCCAUGAUGGGCGGCAGCUUUGGGUUCGAGUUCGAUCUCGCACUGCUCAACGAAGACGACCGUGCGUACAUCCCAGCCAUGAUUGCGCUGGCCGAAGAGGUCAACCCUUAUGUCGUCGGCGGCGACCAGUUCCGCCUGGCAGACCCAGCGAGCAACUAUCCAGCCGUGUUCUACCUCGCACGCGACCGAUCAAAGGGCGUCCUCCUCGCCUUCCAGAUCCAUGCACGCAUCCGCAUUGACAUCCCGCCCAUCCGGUUUGUCGGUAUCGACGCUGCCGCUUUGUACGAUGUAGGCGGAAAAGUGCACGCAGGCACAGAGUUGCUCAACUUUGGUCUGUGCUUGCAAUGGAAGGUGGCAGACUACCAGAGCCAGGUGGUGUGGGUCACCAGGGUGACCUAA
Molecule: messenger RNA, 2214 nt
Organism: Apiotrichum porosum
Lineage: Eukaryota; Fungi; Basidiomycota; Tremellomycetes; Trichosporonales; Trichosporonaceae
Exons: 3
Coding region: 1-2214 (737 amino acids)
Biological process (GO): carbohydrate catabolic process
Molecular function (GO): alpha-galactosidase activity
Source: RefSeq, a predicted model, not a curated record